Ipomoea nil (Japanese morning glory) is the source of this 1513-nucleotide messenger RNA. RefSeq names its product transcription factor MYB21-like. Gene Ontology annotation, molecular function: sequence-specific DNA binding; DNA-binding transcription factor activity. Gene Ontology annotation, biological process: regulation of DNA-templated transcription. Gene Ontology annotation, cellular component: nucleus. The transcript is spliced from 3 exons. The coding region runs from base 141 to 965 and encodes 274 amino acids. NCBI's taxonomy places the organism in Eukaryota, Viridiplantae, Streptophyta, Magnoliopsida, Solanales, Convolvulaceae. The record is from RefSeq and is a predicted model, not a curated record.
GCCCCCUUUGAAAAGUUGAUGAACUAACUAGUAAAAUAGCAGACCGAUCUUGGAGACCUUAUAUAUCUCCCUGUAUAUAUGCUUUCUACCUCCUUUAAUUUGUUGCAGUUCCUGUUCUAUUAACUAAGCGUAUAUCUUCAAUGGCUUCUUCUCCAUCUAAAAGCUCAACAAGUAGUUGUUUGACAGCAGAGGAUAUGGAUAGCACAGAGCUUAGAAGAGGGCCAUGGACUCCUGAAGAAGACACUCUUCUCAUUCAUUACAUUGCUUGCCAUGGCGAAGGCAGAUGGAAUCUUCUUGCUAAGAGUUCUGGUUUGAGGAGAACAGGGAAGAGCUGCAGAUUGAGAUGGUUGAAUUAUUUGAAGCCUGAUGUUAAGCGCGGAAACCUCUCCCCUCAAGAACAGCUCUUGAUUCUCGAACUCCAUUCCAAGUGGGGCAAUAGGUGGUCAAAAAUUGCACAGUUUCUGCCAGGAAGAACAGACAAUGAGAUCAAGAACUACUGGAGAACCAGGGUGCAGAAACAGGCCAGGCAUCUGAAGAUAGACUCUAACAGCGCCGCGUUUCAGCAGCUGAUUCGGGGUUUCUGGAUGCCCAGGCUCAUCCAAAAAAUACAAGCUUCAUCCAUUCAACACUCUGAUGAGAUUCUCAACACACAAUCCCAGCAGGUCCCCGCCCCCGUGCCACCCGAUUGCCAUCAAACCACAAUAAAUUCAGGCCUGGAGUUUUCUGAAUGCCCCAAAACUGCAUUAUCCAAUGACCCCAAGUUUGAGCCUUGUCCAAAUGGUAAUCACCAGUAUUAUGCCUCUCAUGUCAUGGAUGGUUUUAGCCCUUCACCAAUAUUCCCAGAAACAGGAGAAUUCAAAGAUGUGAUUGAUUAUGAUCUGCUUGGAACUGGAGGAGGAGGAGGAAACAGUUUGAUAAUGGAUGGAUUUUUGGAUGAUAGCUUAUGGACUAUGGAUAAAUUCUGAAGAGUUAGAUCUUUAAUUUAAUUAGUCAGCUUUCAAGAAAAAAGUGCCUGAGCUGCUUGUGCUUGCUUGUUCAUGUAACCCCAACUAGACACACAUUUUUUUUUUUUUUAAUUUCUUCCCAUCCCUUGUUAUUACAGACAGACAAACAGAGUACUGCUUUCUUGCACGGGUUUAGCUCACUGGUUCAGUAGACAAUACUUAAGAGAAGAGACCAAUAAUGUUCGAAACUCGGCAGGGGCAGUGUGAGAAUUAUGCUCAAAGUCAGUAGAUCCCUUGUACGCAUUAGCAUUUGUCCCUGUCUACUGAGCUAUUGAGUUACCGUGAUUUAUAUCCUCCGGCAUACUCUAUUUGGCCAGGAUGUGAUGAUGAGCCCUUGAGUUGGGGAUUCAACCUUUUGGAAGAAGAAGAGUGCUUCCUUUAUUUCUAGGAAUUAGCAAAUUAAAGUUAGAAUGAGGAAUUGUUUAUAGUGGGUUGAUAAUCUUAGACCUUUUUAGUCAAUAGGUUCAUGUAUGUGAUCUUAAUGAGAACCAUAUUUACUUAGCUUUUCA